Messenger RNA from Amaranthus tricolor (Joseph's coat), 2191 nucleotides. RefSeq lists its product as uncharacterized. The record is from RefSeq and is a predicted model, not a curated record. Lineage: Eukaryota; Viridiplantae; Streptophyta; Magnoliopsida; Caryophyllales; Amaranthaceae. Bases 259 to 1875 code for a protein of 538 amino acids. The transcript has 6 exons.
UUUUUUUUUUUAUCUACAUUCACCAUUAAAAAUCCCUCACCGAAGAUUCUUAAAUUCUAACCAAAAUAAACCCUCAAAUAUUGACGUCUUAGCUCAAAUUAAAAUUUAUAAAUCUUAAUUGUCAUUCGUUAUUCAAAAUUAAGUUCAAAAUCUUGAUGAUUGACUGUUGCAUGCGAGGAAAACUUGAGGUGGAGUAUCAACUAUUGGUACUGUAAUUAUGAAAGAGAACAGAAAAAGAGGAGAAAUGAAUAAUGAUGAAUGUUAAUUCAGGGAAAAAAAACAAAGGGAUCAGGGAAUUUUCAUCAAUUAUCAGUGAUGAAUUGGCAGCCAUUGAUAUAUUCUCCAGCUAGAUCUCCCAUCAUGCUCUUCUUUUUUCUAUCUAUUAUUGUUGCUGCCUUCCUCUUUUCUCACUUCAUUCUCCCCUCACCUAUUAUUGAAAACUCCACGCGACAAAAGAUAGCAGCUGUCACUGCUAGUGAUCCAAUUUCUCUAUCAGAUGAAGCUGUACGACUGACAAACACGAACAGCAUGAUUAUAGAGACUCCCAAAGAGGCUCACAAAAAAAUUGAAGUUUCACUUAUGUGUUCUGAUGCUAACGUUACACGAACUUGCCCAGCCGAUUACCCUCAGAAACUAGAAUCUAAUCCUGAUGCUCCACCUCCUUCCACAUGUCCUGAAUAUUUUCGCUGGAUAUACGAAGAUCUGCGACCCUGGCAGCAGAUUGGUAUCACAAGAGAGAUGGUCGAGGCAGCUAAAAAAACCGCCAAUUUCAGAUUAGUGAUAUCUAAUGGAAAAGCUUACGUGGAAAGAUACAAGAAGUCGUGGCAGACAAGAGAUGCUUUCACCCUCUGGGGAUUUUUACAGUUGUUGAGGAAGUACCCUGGUCGAGUGCCUGAUUUAGAGCUCAUGUUUGACUGUGUUGACUGGCCGGUAAUAUCAAAACGCUUUCCUUGGCCAAAUAAUACAGCUCCUCCUCUAUUUCGUUAUUGUGGAGAUGAUAUGACAUGGGAUAUCGUAUUCCCUGACUGGUCCUUCUGGGGAUGGUCUGAGAUCAAUAUCAAGCCAUGGGAGUUUUUGUCGAAGGAAUUAAAAGAAGGCAAUCAAAAGGUGAAAUUUUUGGAUAGAGAACCUUUUGCUUAUUGGAAAGGAAAUCCCUUUGUGGCAGACCAUCGGAUGGACCUUCUUAAGUGUAAUGUUACCGAUAAGCAAGACUGGCAUGCUCGUGUUUAUAUACAGGAUUGGGCCAAAGAAACAAAGCAAGGAUUUAAGCAGUCAGACUUGGCGAGCCAAUGCACACACAAAUAUAAGAUCUACAUUGAAGGAACAGCAUGGUCCGUGAGUGAGAAGUACAUCCUCGCCUGUGAUUCUGUUGCCUUGAUAGUAAGGCCUCUGUAUUAUGACUUCUUCUCAAGAAGUUUGAUGCCUACGGUGCACUAUUGGCCUAUCAAGGAGAAUGAUAAGUGUAGAUCUAUCAAGUUUGCUGUCGAAUGGGGGAAUAGUCACAUGCUAAAGGCUCAGGAAAUAGCGAAAGCAGCAAGUAAUUUCAUUUUGGAAGCCGUGAAGAUGGACUAUGUAUAUGAUUACAUGCUACAUCUGCUCACAGAAUAUGCUAAGCUCUUAAAUUACAAGCCCACAAUACCAAAACAUGGUGUUGAGCUGUGUUCGGAGACUAUGGCGUGUCCUGCGUUGGGUCUCGAGAAGAAGUUUAUGAUGGAAUCUAUGGUAAAAGGUCCUUCAGAUACAGCUCCUUGCACCAUGCCACCUCCUUAUGAUCAGGCUGCUUUUAAAGCACUGCUAAGAAGAAAAACCAAUGCACUGAGACAGGUCGAGAACUGGGAAAGGGAUUAUUGGUCCAAUCAAACUAAGCAACAAUAGAUAGGUCAGUUUCUAUGCUUUAGAUCCAUAGAUAUAUAGUAGUAAAUAGGGAAUUAAAAAUGUGUUUGUUAGUAGAUUGGUUCAAUUUUUGUGAAAGUUUGAUGAAAGGAUGGAAAGACGGGGAGGGGAAAAGUAGUGUUAUUAGUAGUGGGGUGUUAAUAUACACGACAAUAGGACAAAUGUAUGAUACAUUUAGAAAUUAUCUUGAAACUAGUGUCAUGCGCAAAUUAUGUAGACUAUACAUCACACAUUACUCUUGUAAGAUUGCUAGAAUAAAUUUUCAUUUUUUUAUUCUAAUUUACAUCAUUUUUAUGAU